AUGACUUGGGAAGUCUUUCAGGGGCUCUUUUAUGAGAAGUAUUUCCCAAGGACCGCAAUGAGGGAAAUGAGAAAGAAGUUUGAUGGCCUAUACCAAGGGAGUAUGAGUGUCAUGGAGUAUAAGAAUAAGUUUACGUCUCUUUCUCGCUAUGUACCGGACUUGGUACAGAUCGAUGAGGACAGGGCCUUGAAGUUUCAGGAUGGCUUACACCUUGACAUUAGGCCCCGUGUUUCAGUCUUGGAUUUGAGGGUCUAUUCUGAAGUGGUGAGGCGGGCAUUGCUUGUGGAGGCAGAGGACAGGGACUCACAGCGGAUGAAGGAGUCCAAGAAGCAUUUCAGGGGUGAGGUUUCAUCUUCAGGGAGUCAAUUGAAGAAGUUUAGAGGAGGAGGGGGCAGUUUAUACUCACAGGGGUCUCGUUGUGGUCAGACGGGACAUUUUAAGAGGGAGUGCCCACAGAGGGGGAGUGGAUCACGUGGUGGUAUGGGAUCACAGUACAAGCAGUCACAGUCAUCCGUUAUCCAGUCUGGAUCCAGAGUUCCACAGACACUACAGCCUGCAGCUUCAGCGGGUACUUCAGUGGGACCUUCAGUUGUUCGAGGUGUAUCAUAUUCAUUCAUUUCAUCAUCAUUUGCAUAUUCAUUGGGGUUGGAGAUCACGUCCUUGGAUGGGGUUCUUUGUGUUGACACACCGGUUGGGGGACCAGUUACGUUGGAUAGGAUUUGUCGGGGUUAUGCUAUUGAGAUAGCCGGGCGGACAUUGUGGUUCGACUUUAUUCCUCUUAAGAUGAUGGGUUUUGACAUCAUUCUUGGGAUAGAUUGGUUGUCCUUUUUUCGAGCCACCAUUGAUUGCUUUCGAGGGAGGGUGACCGUAUGUACUCCUAAUGGAGAUUGGUUUUGUUUUAUGGGAGAUCGGAGUGAUUCACACACUUUGACCGUUUAUGGUCACCACAGGUUGUACUUGGCUAGCCUUUUAGCCGAGGAAGAGUGA
Messenger RNA from Cornus florida, 987 nucleotides. RefSeq lists its product as uncharacterized. The transcript is spliced from 4 exons. Bases 1 to 987 code for a protein of 328 amino acids. The record is from RefSeq and is a predicted model, not a curated record. Gene Ontology annotation, molecular function: nucleic acid binding; zinc ion binding. Lineage: Eukaryota; Viridiplantae; Streptophyta; Magnoliopsida; Cornales; Cornaceae.